Coniosporium apollinis CBS 100218 is the source of this 1203-nucleotide messenger RNA. RefSeq lists its product as uncharacterized. Gene Ontology annotation, molecular function: hydrolase activity, hydrolyzing O-glycosyl compounds. The coding region runs from base 1 to 1203 and encodes 400 amino acids. Gene Ontology annotation, biological process: carbohydrate metabolic process. The record is from RefSeq and is a predicted model, not a curated record. The transcript has 2 exons. NCBI's taxonomy places the organism in Eukaryota, Fungi, Ascomycota, Dothideomycetes.
AUGAGCCCCCUCGACAUUCUUCUCGUUUUGUUCUCCCUAAACCUCCGCACGACUCGGGCGGCAGCCUCCGCAGACCUGAUAACCGCCUCCAAAGACAACUCCCCCAGUUGCGGCUGUUACGAGAUCUCAUCCGACUCGUCGCCAGUAUACUUCACAUACCACCGUUUCUACGACUGGCGCAACCUCGCCUCCUCUCCAGAUCAGUUCACCAGCAUACCUCCGUCGCUAGAGGAGGAUGAAGACCUGGGAGCAGAGGAGCUCGCCGACACAUACCAGGAUGUGCUCAACGGUACGGAGUGGAAUCAGGACUGGGGUAUCAUGAGUUGGGGCAAAGAGACUACGGUGGAGGCGCCUGUAAGGAUGCAGAACUCGGCUGCAAAUGUGUACAUCGCACAGCGCAACGCCGCCAUACCCAACACCUCCGCCUCCGACGUCGAAACCCCUUCCGAAGACAUCGAACCCUACACCACCCACCUUGCCCUCCGCACCACCCGCCACCCCACCUUCCAAUCCACCGCCGAGAUUGAGAACCAGCAAAAGAACCUCCUCCACGCCUCCGUCCGCUUCCGCGCGCGCAUAACUGGCGACCCAGGCGCCGUAGCCGGCCUCUUCACCUUCGUCGACGACACCAACGAGUCAGACAUCGAGAUUCUAACCUCCGACGCUGCAAGCACGAUCCGCUACUCGAACCAGCCGACCGUGGACAGCGAGAGCGGGGAGGAGAUUCCCGGGAGCAGUUUACCCGUCACGGGGCUAGGGAGUUGGCGAGAGUGGCGGACGCAUCGCAUUGACUGGCUGCCGGGGCGGUCGACGUGGUAUAUGGAUGAGGAGCUGGUAGCGAGGAGCGAGUACAGCGUCCCACGGAAACCAUCGGGGCUGGUGAUGAACCUGUGGAGUGAUGGCGGGAGCUGGUCCGGGAACAUGAGUGUGGGCGCAGAGGCGCUGAUGCAGGUGCUUUGGGUGCAGGUUGUGUUUAAUGUCUCGGGGCCGGUGGGAGGGAUGUGUGGGGAGGAAGGGUGUGAGGGUGGGAAGAGGAAGAGAGGAGAGGAUGGGUGCACCGUGGUUUGCAGGGUGGAUGGCGUGCAAGAGGUAGGAGUUCCAGAGGUAGCAUUCCGCGUCUCCGCGGCAAGCAUAAGGCUUUCUGGUCCUGGGAGCUGGAUCUUCGUCGUUGCGGCUGUGAUGGUUUCUAUACUAGGUCUGUAA